AUGAGGAAAGAAAGUCCAAAUCUCCAAACCCAGCAAAGCACAAACACAAGAAAGAAAAGAAAGUCCAAAUCUACAAACCCAGUGAAGAACAAGCAUAAGAAAGGAAAGAAAGUACAAAUUACCAUUUCCAGCGAAGAAAAAGUUCAAAUAACUAUUCACGACGAAGAACAAACCUACAAAAGAAAGGAUAUUUCACAAACACGAGGAAAGAAAGUCCAAAUCUCCAAACCUGGCGAAGCACAAACACAAGAAAGAAAAGAAACGAAGAACAGAUCUACAAUGAAAGAAAUGUUAGUUGAAAGAAUUGAAAAUGGAAAAAAUAAUAUGAAAAAAAAGCUACUUAUAACCAUUCUCAGCGAAGCACAAACACAAAGAGAGUCCAAAUCUCCAAACCUAGUGAAGAACAAACACAAGAAAGGAAUGGAAGUCCAAAUUACCAUUACUGUUGAAGAACAAAUACAAGUAAGGAAAGAAAGUAUAAGUCCAAAUCACCAUUCACGACGAACAACUUACAAAAGAAAGGAAUGUUUAGUUAAAAGAAUUGAAAAACAGAAAAAAAAGAAAAGAAAGCUACUUAUCACUACAACAAAGACAGCGAGAAAAGAAAGCUGCUUAUCACUACAACCAAGUCCAACCCAGCAAAGCACAAACACAAGAAAGGAAAGAAAGUCCAAAUCUCCAACUCAGCGAAGUACAAACACAAGAAAAGAAAGAAAGUCCAAAUCACCAUUCCCAGUGAGGCAUAAACACAAGAAAGAAAGAAAUUCCAAAUUACUAUUUCCAGUAAAGCACAAAUGCAAGGAAAGAAAGUCCAAAUCUCCAAAUUCAGUGAAGAGCAAACACAAGAAAAAGAAGUCCAAAUCACAUUUCCUGAGAAGAACUAACAUGAAAAUUAAAAUAAGUCAAAAUCAAUUUCAGCAAAGUAUAAAUACUAGUACUUAUUAUAAUAGAUAA
Scutellospora calospora is the source of this 954-nucleotide messenger RNA. The record is from the annotation of a GenBank genome assembly. NCBI's taxonomy places the organism in Eukaryota, Fungi, Glomeromycota, Glomeromycetes, Diversisporales, Gigasporaceae.